AUCCAAACAAACCGCGUGAUCCGUCUGACCGCUCGCUCGCUCUCGCCGGGGGUCCGGAGCUCCCCACCUCCAGCGACCCAGUCCAUCCGCGCGUGCAGCGCCGCGGCGCCGAUGGAGUACGACUUCCGCGGCGGCCGCUCGAGCUCGGGCCCGGGCCCCUACGGCGCGCCUCCGGGGGGCGCGCCCGGGGGAGGCUCCUCGCUCUACCCGCGCGUCGGGCAGCCCUCCCACGGCGGGGGCGGGGCCUCCACGGCGUCUCCGCGGGCCGCGCCGUACCACCACGGCUCCGGGUCCGGAUCCGGCUCCGGGUCCUCGGCUCCCGUCGUAACGCCGUUGGCUCCAACCUCCUUCUCCUCGUCCUCGUCCUCGUCCUCGAAAGUGGGCAUACAAGUUGCGAUAAAGCCUGAAUUCCGCAUUACCCCACCUCCUCAAUUGCCACCAGAGAUGGUAGAGAUUCCUCGCAGCACCUUCAACUUUGAUUUUGAGUAUGAGAGAAUGAUUCUUGCUGAGGCAGAGAAGGAGAACCCCAACUGGACUAAAUUUGUGGUAGAAAGACAGGCUGCACCUCUUGUGCCACAGCAGGCUAGACCAGCAUCGUCAGGGUCAGGGGAUCCAGUUGUUGACAAGUAUGUCUCAAUGGGGCUUGGGCGUCAAGCCGUCUCAUUUGCGGUGUUGAAUUAUGGAGAUAAUCCAACAAAGGUGAAAGAGUUCGUGAAAUCCUACAGCAUCCUCCACGAGAUGGGCUUCACAUCGCCAAACGUCCCCGAGCUGCUAGCCAUCCACGACAACGAUCCCGACAAAGUCAUCCAGCGACUGCUAUCCUCGCCAUCCUGAUCCUAGAAGAACAAGACGCCUCGCAUUUGUGUGCCGCAUCCAUGUACAGCCCUGCCCCUACGCUGGCAACCAUCACAGAUGAUGUAUACGC
Messenger RNA from Zea mays, 925 nucleotides. RefSeq lists its product as uncharacterized. Gene Ontology annotation, biological process: ubiquitin-dependent protein catabolic process via the multivesicular body sorting pathway. Bases 112 to 834 code for a protein of 240 amino acids. The transcript is spliced from 5 exons. The record is from RefSeq and is marked validated. Gene Ontology annotation, cellular component: ESCRT I complex. Gene Ontology annotation, molecular function: ubiquitin binding. Lineage: Eukaryota; Viridiplantae; Streptophyta; Magnoliopsida; Poales; Poaceae.